AUGUCUCACCAACGGCCCGAGCGAUUCCUGCAGCGCAAGGUCGCCAUCGUCACCGGCGCUGGAUCUCUUAGGGACGGGAUCGGCAACGGACGCGCCGCGGCGCUUCUGCUGGCCCAAGAUGGCUGCUCAGUGGUGUGCGUGGACUUGAAGCACGGCCUGGCGCAGAGGACCGUCGAGAUGAUUGAAGCAGCGGGCGCUGGCGCCGGCGUGGCCGUGUCGGCGGACGUGACCAAGGAGGAGGAGUGCCGGAGGGUCGUGGCCCUGGCUGUGGAGAAGUAUGGGCGUCUGGACAUCCUGGUGAACAACGUCGGCAUCACCGGGCCCAAGGGCACCGCGACCGAAGUCGACUUGCCAGCCUUCUACAAGGCCAUGGAGGUCAACGUCGGGAGCAUGAUCAUGAUGGCCAAAUACGCCAUUCCCGAGAUGAAGAAGAACGAGGGCCAGUGCGCGGGGGCGAUUGUCAACCUCGCCAGCGUGGCCGGUCUGCGCGGCGGCCAUCCAGCCAUAUUCUAUCCCACGUCCAAGGGAUCCGUCGUCAACAUGACCCGUGCCAUGGCAACACACCAUGGAAAAGAUCGCGUCAGAGUGAACUGUGUCUGUCCAGGGAUGGUCUACACUCCCAUGAUGUACGGCGUCGAGGGUGGCAUGUCCGACGCAGAGCGAAAGGCCCGCGCAUCUCGCAGCAUCCUCCGCACCGAGGGCAGCGGCUGGGACGUCGGCUCCGCGGUGCGUUUCCUGGCUUCGGAUUGCUCUCGCUGGAUCACAGGCAGGUUCCAUCCCUCGCUGGGCGAAAGAAACAAGUCCAUGCUGGCAUAG
This is a messenger RNA of Cladophialophora immunda, 816 nucleotides long. RefSeq lists its product as uncharacterized. Lineage: Eukaryota; Fungi; Ascomycota; Eurotiomycetes; Chaetothyriales; Herpotrichiellaceae. The coding region runs from base 1 to 816 and encodes 271 amino acids. Gene Ontology annotation, molecular function: oxidoreductase activity. The record is from RefSeq and is a predicted model, not a curated record. The transcript is spliced from 5 exons.